GUGCAUUAAUCAACAAUUAAUGGACAACUUCGACAAUCUAGGGUAAAACUCGAAUCUAGGGUAAAAUUGACAAAAAUCUAGGGUAAGAUUCAGUGUUGCACUCCUUGGGAAUUUUCACAAGAUCUUGUGAAUUUUGGUAAAACCUUGUGAACUUGUGAAUUUUUUUGAGAAAUUUGGAAAUUUUGUGAAUUUUGCUAAUUUCCACAGUACAAAUCAAACAAUCAAGACAGUAACAUACUUUUACAUCUACCACUACUACAAUUAGUAAUAAUUACAUCUUAAUAUCAUAUUAGAAGUAAUCUAUAUCAAAGCUGGCAGUGCACUUUCCAAUGCUGGUGAAAGAGGAAGAUCUACUGUAGAUCAACUACAAGAUCAGUGGAGGGACUUGCUAUACACAAGAUCAGCCUUAGAAAAAAUUAGUAAGCAAACAAAAACAUUAGUGAUUUCCGAAAAUCUCGAGUGGCAACACUGGUAAGAUUUCAUCAACUCGUGGAAGCCCUGACUGCUAGUCGCCUUGUCGCAGACCGCAUUUGUCGGCAUUCACCGUUCGGCACUCGACACUGCGACAGCAAGGUGUCUUCGUCUUGCCCCUCACGACUUCUCUUCAAUGUUCCUUGUUUCUCGUGUACUAACUACUAACCCCAAACAGUGACACAGACAGUCACGACAGAACACUUGUUGCUGCUGCAGUGCCCAGUGCCCACGCUUCCAUAGUUCCAUUGCCGUUGCAUAGCACUACGUCUGCCCUGUGGUAACCUGACAGGACAGCACCAGCGCACACCACCCCUGUGCCAGUGGUCGCCUCUACCAACACUAUUUAGAAGGAGUGUGGCAUCAAGAUGUUUAGCAACCGCAGGGAACGCAGAGGUGGCCUGGGUCUGCUGCUGCUGCUGGAACGCCUUAUGUCUGUUGGCAAUGUUGGCCCUGUCACUCUGCUCACUAUUGCAGGCCAGAGCCUGCUGUACAUGGGGAUCAUCAACCCCCCCUGGCAGAGUUAUGACGUGUGCCUGAGUGGUGAGUCAAUCCUGCACUUCAAGAGUUACAGGCGCCUGCUGCUGUCUGCCAUAGAACACUCUGAUGACAUCCAUCUCUACCACAACAUGGUCUCCUUCUUGUUCAAAGGGAGGACAUUGGAGAGACUGUUUGGUUCGGUGAAAUUCUUCAUUCUCUUGGUGGUUUUCACGCUGGCAACGAGCUUGACGUAUGUUGGACUGGCCUGGGCAGCCACUGAAUAUUUUAAAUCUUAUUCCUACAUGAAGAAAUGUGCUGUUGGGUUUUCAGGUGUCAUCUUUGCCCUGAAGGUGCUGACCACACACUAUGAGAGGAGUUACUACAGCCAGGUGAUGUGGUUCACAGUGCCCUCCAAGUAUGCAGUGUGGGCUGAGCUGCUUAUCAUUCACAUCCUGGUCCCUCGUGCCUCUUUCAUAGGACACUUAGCAGGAAUACUCGUGGGUGUUGCAUAUGUGUAUGGGCCCCUGAAUGGUGUUGUUAAUGCCAUAUACACCACAGUGGCUGGUCCCCCGAGGCCAUCCUACACCUAUGCCCAUGGAAUGACCAGAGGCUAUACCUAUCGAUAAAUGGAUGGGCACCUGACAGUGAACCAUGGAGGACUGAUUGCAAGUGAUAUAUAUAUAUUUUUUUUUUUUAUACGUUGUGGGGUUUUCACUGGAAUUUAUGGGCUAAAGGGGAUACCUUUUGGGGUACCUCCUAUCUCAAAGCCCACCCGCUAGGAAACCGUUGCCCCGAGUAAGGAAGCCCAACCUACACUCGGACCGUUGACAGGAUUCGAACCCGUGCGCUUGGAGACCCCUCGGACUCCAAAGCACGCAUGGUUCCACUGUACCACGGCGGCACCAUUUUGUUCUUAUAUUGUAUGAAUUUAUCAUUGAAAGGAGACACCAUGUAAUUUGUAGGGAAUUAGUGUGCAAAUGCAGUAGGUAAUGAUUUUGUAUUCAAGUAGAUAUCAUUCCUGUGAUAAUUACUGGAGAAGUUGAUUAGUAACAGAGUUAAAGGGAGUGAAUAGGGAGAAAUAUUGCUGGAAUACCCCAAACUGGCUGUGAAAAAACCUGUUAGUAUUUAAUCCUGACAUAGACUCACCAUUUCUCUUCUCUUCAGACUUGUAUAGUGAAUGAGUGAUGAAUUAAUGUGAAGAGAAAAAAAUUGUUGGUGAAUGAAUGAUGUAAGGUAGUGUUGAGAGAGAGAGAGAGAGAGAGAGAGAGAGAGAGAGAGAGAGAGAGAGAGAGAGAGAGAGAGAGAGAGAGAGAAUGAUUGGCAAUUGACUGAUGUGAGUUUGGAACAGAGGAACAUUGAUUAGUGAAUGACUGAUAUGAGGUUAUAAUAAGAAACAAUGAUAAGUGAGUGAUUGAUGUGAAGUUGUAACCAAGAAAAUGAUUGGUGAAUCAAUGGUAUGAGGUUGUACACCAUUUAGAAAGAAGUAAACAACCUACCUAAAAUGAAUGAACUCGUAUAUGACUGCAUAAUACCUGCACAUGCUUUUGAGACCACAGAGGUGUUCGUACUGAGGCUUGUUUUCUCACCUGUUUGCCUCUUCUCAGAGCAUCUAUGUUGCCUCAGGUAAGGAGCUGCCUUGCUAACCUGUACUGAAGAGUGCUGUUGCAGGAGAGCCUUCUGUCUUGCCUGUGUUGGUGUGAAAUAAAUAAGAACAAUUUAUA
Portunus trituberculatus (swimming crab) is the source of this 2672-nucleotide messenger RNA. RefSeq names its product rhomboid-related protein 4-like. NCBI's taxonomy places the organism in Eukaryota, Metazoa, Arthropoda, Malacostraca, Decapoda, Portunidae. Bases 840 to 1577 code for a protein of 245 amino acids. The record is from RefSeq and is a predicted model, not a curated record. Gene Ontology annotation, cellular component: membrane. Gene Ontology annotation, molecular function: serine-type endopeptidase activity. The transcript is spliced from 7 exons.